Molecule: messenger RNA, 1209 nt
Organism: Phaethon lepturus (White-tailed tropicbird)
Lineage: Eukaryota; Metazoa; Chordata; Aves; Phaethontiformes; Phaethontidae
Product: syntaxin-binding protein 5-like
Exons: 10
Biological process (GO): regulation of protein secretion; regulation of exocytosis
Cellular component (GO): SNARE complex; cytoplasm; plasma membrane
Molecular function (GO): GTPase activator activity; syntaxin binding; myosin II binding
Source: RefSeq, a predicted model, not a curated record
GCUAUUCAUUCUGUUGCUUGGCAUCACGAAGGGAAACAGUUCAUGUGCAGUCACUCUGAUGGCAGCUUGACCCUAUGGAAUCUGAAAAGUCCUAACAGACCAUUCCAGACCACAAUUCCACAUGGAAAAAUUCAGAGAGAUGGAAAAAAACCUGAAUCUUGUAAACCCAUUCUUAAAGUAGAGUACAAGACCUGUAAAAACAGUGAACCAUUUGUGAUAUUUUCUGGUGGAUUGUCAUAUGAUAAGGCUUGUCGAAGACCAAGUUUAACAAUCAUGCAUGGGAAAGCAAUUACAGUUCUUGAAAUGGAUCACCCUAUAGUUGAUUUUUUAACUCUCUGUGAAACCCCAUAUCCAAAUGAAUUUCAAGAACCUUAUGCUGUGGUUGUGCUUUUGGAAAAAGAUCUUAUUGUUGUUGACCUGACACAAAGCAAUUUUCCAAUCUUUGAAAAUCCAUAUCCUAUUGACAUUCAUGAGUCACCUGUUACCUGCACAGAAUAUUUUGCGGACUGUCCUCCAGAUCUGAUUCCUGUACUCUAUUCUGUAGGAGCAAAACAUAAAAAGCAAGGAUACAGCAAUAAGGAGUGGCCUAUCAGUGGUGGAGCAUGGAACCUUGGAGCUCAGACAUAUCCUGAAAUCAUUAUUACAGGCCAUGCAGAUGGAUCAGUAAAGUUUUGGGAUGCUUCUGCCAUUACUCUACAGAUGUUGUACAAAUUAAAAACAUCAAAGGUCUUUGAAAAACAGAAACUGGGAGAAGGAAAAGCAACAGCUGAGAUUGUGGAAGAAGAUCCUUUUGCUGUUCAGAUGAUGUGCUGGUGUCCUGAAAGCCGAAUUUUCUGUGUGGCAGGAGUUUCUGCAUAUGUGGUCGUUUACAGGUUCAGCAAACAUGAAGUAAAUACUGAAAUUGCAUCAUUAGAGGUACGACUUCAGUAUGAAGUAGAAGAUAUCAUUACUCCUGAACCGGAAAUAAUUCCUCCAUUUCCAGAUGCCUCCUCCCAGUUUCCUUCUUUAAAGAGCCUUUCAGGCAGUACCAACACUGUAGCAUGCGAAGGUACGAUGAAGGAUAGUAUCCCAUGUCUUAGUGUUAAGACUCGACCUGUGCGAAUGCCUCCUGGAUACCAAGCAGAUCUCGUAAUUCAGUUGGUGUGGGUGGAUGGUGAGCCUCCACAGCAGAUUACCAGUCUUGCUGUGAACUCUGCCUAUGGACUGUAA